This is a messenger RNA of Scatophagus argus, 4518 nucleotides long. RefSeq names its product nuclear factor related to kappaB binding protein (gene nfrkb). The record is from RefSeq and is a predicted model, not a curated record. Gene Ontology annotation, cellular component: Ino80 complex. The transcript is spliced from 26 exons. Lineage: Eukaryota; Metazoa; Chordata; Actinopteri; Scatophagidae. Bases 150 to 3965 code for a protein of 1271 amino acids. Gene Ontology annotation, molecular function: protease binding.
GUAAAGCACGCAAUGCAAGCGACCUCCGAUUGCCGUUAGCCAAUUUUUUUUCAAUAGAAGAAGAAAUCGGUGCGUCGCUAAAAAAGUUCCCUGUUCUGUUUCAAAACACCAAGCAGCAUAAGACUCAGAGGUUGGCUCAGAGAAGAAGAAUGGAUGCCCUCACCCACAUGCUAACAGACCCCCUUGAGCCAAAAGAAGAAAACGAUGGACAAAUUACAGAGGAAUGCAUGCUGGGGAACUGCAGAGUAAACCUCCCGGAAGACUUGCUUGAGGACCCAGAAAUUUUUUUCUCUGUCAUGAGCGAGAGCACCUGGAAUGAAGUACUGUCAGAUUCCCAGAGGCAGCACCUUCGUCAGUUUUUGCCACAGUUUCCUGACAACAACACUGCGGAGCAGGACAGCACCAUCAGUGACCUAUUCAACAAUAGAGAUUUUAACUUUGGAAAUCCCCUUCAUCUUGCACAAAAACUGUUCAGAGAUGGUUACUUCAAUCCUGAGGUGGUCAAGUACAGACAACUGUGUGCCAAGUCCCAGAGAAAGCGGCAGUUGUACUCCCUUCAGCAAUAUUACCACAGACUAUUGAAGCAGAUCCUUGUUUCCAGAAAGGAGCUGCUUGAGUUUGCUGUUCACAAUGGUCUGGACUUUCCACCGAAAAGAAAGUUACCAUCUAAAACACAUGCUGAAAUGCGGGAGCCAAGAGUGAGAAGAAGGUUGAGCCGUAUUUUAAAGGAGGUCAAAACUGAAUGUGGAGACAGCAACGCUUCAUCUGAUGAUGACGACAUAUCAUUAUGGACUCCAGCACCACAAUCACCUUCCUCUCCAACACCUGCCGUCUCACUCAGAGUUCUUCCCAGCCUCUCCACUCAGGACAUGAAGACUACCGAAAAAGUAGAAUUUGGGGAGCAGGACUUGAAAGCCAUGCUGCAAAACCAUCGGGAGAAGAGGAAGCGACAGCCAGACCAUCCAGACCUGAUGACCUCUGAUAUCCACCUUGGAGACAUACUCUCAAGAACAAAUAUUGGUCGAAAGGGGACCGUGCCACUCUUUGACCUGUCUCUGCCUAAGAAGAAGAUGAAAGAUGAGAGAAAGAAGAAGAAAUUGAGGACGAUAAAAGUGGAAUCCGAGGAUCCCUGUGAAACUCUUGCACCCUCAGACACCCCAUCUGUUCCACCAGUGAACAUCAUCAACUCCCUGCCAGACACACCAUCUACUCCACUACCUAAUAUCAAGGAGGAAAUUGUGGAGGAGUGUCAGAGCAGCCCGGUUCUAGUUGAGGAGAUAGCUGUCAGUUUCUUCAACUUGUUGGAGAACAUCUUAAGAGCAGAGAACUUUUCCAGUACUUCAGCGUUGGAGGACAAAGUUCAAAUGUGGCAGUCGUCUCCUGCCAGCUCCCUCAACGUGUGGUUUUCAGCUGUCCCGUGUUGGUCUGACUUGGUUCUUCAAGCCCUGCAGUUUCUUGCAGGAGAGACUAAAGAUGGCAUGAUGACACUCCCCAGUGGCUUUUCUCCAUUUGUGGAAUUUUCUGAUAAAACUCAGCAGUGGAGGUGGAUUGGCCCCACUCAGGAUACAGAGAAGGAUAUCAGUGCACUCUGUCAACUGUGGCUGGACUCCAGAGAUUUAGUCGUCAAGACAGAAAAUGAAGACAUGUUAGAGAUUACUUCUCCCACACCAAGAGUUUCAACUGAUUAUGUGGUGCGGCCCAGCACUGGAGAUGAGAGACAAGUGUUUCAGAUCCAGGAGCAGCAGCGCUACAACCAGCCACAUAAAGCCUUCACCUACAGGAUGCACGGCUUUGAGUCUGUGGUGGGACCUGUCAAAGGGGUGUUUGAUAAGGAGAUGUCUCUCAACAAAGCCAGGGAGCACACGCUGCUCCGCUCUGACCGACCACCAUACGUCACCAUUCUCUCUCUUGUGCGGGAUGCAGCAGCCAGGUUACCCAAUGGAGAAGGAACAAGAGCAGAGAUCUGUGAACUGUUGAAAGACUCACAGUUUCUUGCUCCAGAUGUCACUAGUGCACAGGUGAACACGGUGGUCAGUGGGGCUCUGGAUAGACUUCACUAUGAGAAAGACCCCUGUGUGAAGUAUGACAUCGGCCGCAAACUCUGGAUUUACCUGCAUCGCAGUCGCAGUCAAGAGGAGUUUGAGAGGAUCCACCAGGCCCAAGCUGCUGCUGCAAAAGCAAGAAAAGCUCUACAACAGAAACCUAAACCUGCAUCCAAGCCUAAGUCUGGAAGUAAAGAUGGAGCCAGUAAAGCCCCUGGAUGUCUGGAGGGAGGACAGGAUAUUGGCUCCAAUCCCUUGUCACCCACUCCUGUUACACCCACUAUAAACACACCUGGAACCCCAAAGUCACCCUUACCCUGCACAGCCACCACACCAACAAAGACAGGAGUCCCAGAUGCUGUCAAAUCCAGCCCAGGUGUUCUUCUUGUGUCCCCUCCCUCGUUGCCCCAGCUGGGAGCCAUCUUACCCAGUAGUCAGGCUGGUCCACCAGCUUCACAGCCAGUGACCUCCCAACAUGCGGCUCGGAUAGUGAGUCACAUCGCAGCAGGCUCCAUCCCUCAGGUGAGGGUGGUUUCCACUCAGUCGGCAGGAAGUCAGCAGACCACACUAGUACACCAGACCCCUCACCAGAUCAGGAUGCCCGUGUCAGUGGCAGCCAAGGGCAUUUCACAGGCAGUAGUUUCUGUGCCCCUGAGGAGUCAGUCUACAAGUAGUCCAGUUCAGGUACCGACCAGCCUGUCUGUGUCUGCUGUAGCUGUGGCCAGACCUCAGACUGGAUCACCCAGUAGCCCGGCAAACAACCCUGGCUCUCCUGCUGUGCUGCAAGGAGUCUCCAGUCCGAAUAUCAAACAGGUGUCCAUCACAGGCCAGUUGGGAAUGAAGACUCCAGGAGCAACAGGAAUUCCAAUCACUGCUACAAACCUGCGCAUCCAGGGUAAAGAUGUCCUGCGUCUUCCACCAUCUUCCAUCACCACUGACGCUAAAGGCCAGACAGUGCUGCGAAUCACACCUGACAUGAUGGCAACACUCGCCAAAUCCCCAGUUGCAACUGUCAAACUCACCCCUGACUUUCUUAGCACUGCAACCACAGGCAACAAGAGCAUAUCAGCUACUCUCCAUGUGACACCACCACACCCUUCACCUUCCUCGGCCUCCAGUGCUACAUCCUGUACAGGGGAAGUACAGACCACUAAAGCCGGUGCUGUUGCUUCCACUUUGCUGAAGGCUGCAGGAGACACGGCCAUACGUCUCAUGCCCACAUUGGCUGUGGGUGACCAGAAAGCUCGGACCUUCUCCACUGUGUCCUCCCCUGACAAGAGUGGCGCCACCAUUCGGAUAAUGCCAGGUCUUGGUGUUAUUCCACAGAAACAGGGUCAGACCAUCACAAUGACGACCACCACGGGGAGUAAACCGCUCACAGCGUCUACGUGUGCUAAUGUUGUCACCAUGGCUGCCAGUGUUGUGGCUGGUGCUAAGGGCAUCACAGUAGCUCCUGGAGCCUCGUGCUCACCUCUCACGCUAGGAACGGCCACAGCCACUGUGCGGCAGGUCCCUGCAACUGUGGUCACUACACAAACAGGCAAGUUACCUGCACGGAUAACUGUGCCUCUCUCCGUCCUCAACCAACCACUGAAGAGCAAGAGUGUUGUGACGACACCCAUUGUGAAAGGAAGCCUUAACACAAAUAUCAGCAGUCUGGGCAGAAAUAUCAUCCUGACCACCAUGCCUGCUGGCACCAAGCUGAUUGCAGGGAACAAACCAGUCAGCUUUGUCACAGCACAGCAAUUCCAACAGCUUCAGCAGCAGGGCCAGGCCACACAGGUUCGCAUCCAGACUGUUCAGGCACAGCAGCUCCAGCAGCACAUAGCAACAGGCACCCCGAAAUCAGUUUCCACAGUUGUAGUCACAACAGCACCUUCGCCCAAAUGUGCGCCCGAUCCUCCGCCUGCACCCCAACAGUGAUCCUGUGUCAGCCAGCUAGCAAUGAAUUAAAGGUGCCCUGCUCAAGAUACAUGCCUGUAUCUAGUCAUUUGUGUACUUUUGUUUCAAGCUUUUUUCAGCAUCAUUUGACUUGUUACUACUCUCGCAAGUGAUGUUACCACAGCAUGCAAUUUGCCUUCCUUUUUUUUUUUAUCUGAAUAAUACCCACAAAGGCCAGAAAAGUACUUUCCUCGCCAUGAAUCCACGGGUUUGUGUUCAGGUUCACACAGUCUGUUGGAGGGUGAAAAGCUGCCAGUAUCCCCAGUAUGUUGAGAAUUGUCAUUAUUCCCCAACUACAUUUCAUCUCCUGAGUUUUGUUCUCCACAUUGUUAGAAAUAUAAUGUAAAACAGCUCACCAGGCUACAACCGUGUUCAGGGAGGUUACACAAAAAUCCCUUGUUUACUUUUUCUUUCAGUGGUUGACCCAAAUCACAACCAGUUCAAAUUUCUGUCACUGUCAAUAGGAUGUUUGUCAUCUCUUUAAAUGUGUGAUGUAAUAUUAGCAAAUGUGAAAUGAAUGGGAAUGUCUGACCUA